Messenger RNA from Paramuricea clavata, 522 nucleotides. The record is from the annotation of a GenBank genome assembly. Lineage: Eukaryota; Metazoa; Cnidaria; Anthozoa; Malacalcyonacea; Plexauridae.
AUGGCUCAAACUAUCUCAACCUCAAAAAAGGAAUUGGAGGCUAUUUUUGAUGCUAAAUUUAAUUCAAUCAGCAACACAGUUGUUGAGAUGAAUGACUUGAUGAAAUUUUUUAAUACAAGCUUUGAAGAAGUAAAGAUUAAAGUCAGUAACCUCGAGAAUAAAAUCGAUGAGGUCACCAAAGAAAACGAUUUCCUAAAGCAAGAAUCAUUAAAGCUUUCAAAGGAGAAUGCAAAGCUAGUGAAUGUGACAAACAUUUUAUCGAAAGAGAUAAAUGAUAUUCAGCAAUAUCAGCAACGAGACUGUUGUGAAAUAACAGGUCUGCUGGUUUUACCUGGGGAAAAUACUAACGAAUUAGUUAAAAAAGUCGGUUCACUGAUGGAUUUGGAAUUAACUGAUGAGGACAUAUCAGUGUCUCAUCGAUUGCCAAAAAAUGAGGCUUCUUAUAGUUCACGGUUGAGUGAUGGCAGUCGGAAAAAGCUUGCAGGGAAAACUACUAAAGCAUUAAUCUUGGCAGAAUAUUGA